AUGGAACAGAGAAGAUACAACGUCAGAAUAGGCCUUCUAUUCCUCACCUUUUCUUGUCUUCUUCUUCUAUCUUUUUCAGGAUCUGUUGAUGCUUACAAGAACUACACAGUGGGUGACUCCUUGGGGUGGUAUGACAACACUGUUAAGUCUAAUGCCAAUUACCAAAAAUGGGCUGAUGGCAAGAACUUCAGCUUGGGAGAUUUCCUCAUUUUCAACACGGAUAACAAUCAUUCAGUAGUCCAAACAUACAAUUUCACCACAUACAAGUUGUGUGACUACGACAACUCCGUAGGCAAUGACAGUGUGGAAUGGUCAUCCACCAAUCCAUCCAACACUCUCACACAGGCAGUCACAGUGGCGGUUCCUCUGCUCAAGGAAGGACCAACUUAUUUCUUAUCUGGGGAUUAUGAUGGGGAGCAAUGCCAGAACGGCCAGCAUUUCAAAAUAACCGUGUCUCAUGGAAAAGGGUUGCCGGAUAGCCUUAAAGACCCGUCUGACCAAGCCCCAGCUCCAAACGCUGCCGAUUAUGACUCGACGCCGGAUACUGUUGUGCCCUUUGACUUUAAUCAUCCUCGUGACCAGGACACUGAAGUUAAGAAGGAUUCUGGAUCCAUCUCAUUCCAUGCGACAUUCUUAGACAUGAAAUUGAAUGGGAUGUUGCUUUUGUUAGGGAUUGUUUACGUGCUUUGA
Molecule: messenger RNA, 690 nt
Organism: Dovyalis caffra
Lineage: Eukaryota; Viridiplantae; Streptophyta; Magnoliopsida; Malpighiales; Salicaceae
Source: the annotation of a GenBank genome assembly